UUUGUUUUACCUUUUUAGUUUUUCCUAUGAAAAUUCAAAUACUUAAUUUUUAUUGCUUAUCGGAGUACCACUAAUCUUUUGUUUCUUUUACAUUUGAUCUGAUGCCCACCUUUUGAUCGCUUGUGCAUUUGUAACUUGCCGCUUUCGUAGGAAUCAACGAUAAGUUCAAUACAGAGUUUGCCCACUGUGCUGUCUGCGCCUGGUUUCUGGAAUUUGGUUAUCGGUUUUACGUAUCGUAAUUUACACCUAUCCUUCCACCCUUAAUUGCUCCGGACGACGUUAGAAAUAUUAAUUACUAUGCAUGUUUUGUGAUUCCGCCUUGGUCUGGCAGAGGCCCCAUCGCUGCUUCACUGCGCAAAUAAUUUCAUAACAGUUUUCUCGUACUGGGGAACGGAUAUCAGAGAUAUAAAGAGCUUGAACAAUGGUUCGCAUAACUCAUAACUUUGGGGAAUUUGGCAAUAUCGAGGUCAUAAAGGGUAUCGAUUAUCCUCUUGAGACCCCUCCGGAAGAAAAAGGAAAUAUAUUCGAACGAUACAUCCUUCCGAAUUAUACAGAAGCAAAGGCGAGGCUGCGUAGAAGUUUUGGAUUCAAAAAUGACGAUCCGGAGCUGUUCUCCGCGGCUGCGCUCCAAGAAUCUCUUGAUGAUUCGACGGCAUGGAACCGCAUUAAGAAUAUUUUCAAAUACGACGCCAACGACCAAAUUUCGGGUGAAUUUCUCAUGAUUAAGCACUCGACAAUCGCUGCGCUGAUUGUUGGUGCAGUUAUGGGAGGCUGGAAAGGAGUUAACGGCAUUCGAGAGCGUUUCAUAAAGUACCACCAGGCGACUAUUUUUGAGCGUGAGCUGGAAGCGCAGAUGAGAAUGAUUGACACCGUUGCUUACCAUGGCUUCCGAAGCGCUCUUAAAUAUGCGUUAAAAUAUGGAUUUUUUAUGUUUUCUUUUACAACCAUUAGUGCGAUGGCAGUUGCCGCACGGCAGGAAUCAGGGAUAGUGGAGAACACCAUUGCCGGAACGAUAACUGGAGUAGUGCAUCGACCUCAUAUGGGAAUACGUGCUGCUGUCACGGCUGGAACUUUGGGGGGCGUUCUUGGAACUUGUGCCGGUGCCCUCCUGUAUGGAUCAAGGAAACUCACGGGGCGAACAUAUGAGGAAACGGCUUACUGGGUUAAGAUGGGACAUGUGAAUCGGUACCGCUCCCAUCUGGAGACCGAAUACGCGAAGCACAAUGGACCUCUUGUUAGUUUGUUCGGUAAUAAAAAAGACGGAACCCCUGCGACUGCAACACCAGCGAUGUCCCCAUUGCUGCAGAGUGCUCAGUCUACUGGUGUGGCAGCUUCUAGGUGAUAAUAAUUAAUUUGAUAAUUGUGUUUGGUGUUUUGUUUCGGCUGUAAAUUGUUUUGGGAUUUGUUCUUUUCAUCUUUCUGGUUGUUGUGUUAACUGCCGUGAAAUCUUGUUUUGCCAAGUAAAGGUUGGUUUUUUCUGUCAUCCGGUGUUUUUUGCUGUGCGUACGAAUCAUGCAGAUUGUGAUUAAUGAAGUGACAGA
Messenger RNA from Paramacrobiotus metropolitanus, 1541 nucleotides. Its product is annotated as RPII140-upstream gene protein-like. NCBI's taxonomy places the organism in Eukaryota, Metazoa, Tardigrada, Eutardigrada, Parachela, Macrobiotidae. Gene Ontology annotation, cellular component: mitochondrion. The transcript has 6 exons. The record is from RefSeq and is a predicted model, not a curated record. The coding region runs from base 422 to 1342 and encodes 306 amino acids.